CGCCAAGGCAGACAGGAAGACUGCAACACUGGAGCUCUGACACAUGUUCUUCUUUUGCAAACAAACGCACUGGUGCAUGCAUGUGGUAAACACCCUCGAUUUCCUGUAAGCGGACUACAUUUCCAAGUGACUAACAUACCAAUACAUACCAAAUGAUACUUUCUGAGUAAAAGAAGAGGUUGAUUAGUCACACGUCACAGAGGAUAUCAAUGAGGAUCUAAGCUGUCAAGCUCAAUCUGUAUGUGGCUGUGAUUUGGCUUGGAGCACAUAGCAUAGACCAAGAGGGCAAUCAGUGCGUGAGGAUUGCAAUUCAUCACAACCAGGAAUGAUGGAUAGCAGAAAGAGUACUUAAAACGGUCAAUCAUUGGACAUCAACAAAGUGAUUUACAUAUCAACACAGAGUCAAAGUUUCUUAGUCAAUCCACCACCUAAACUUCAAUUAGUCUUCAAGGAUCAAGGCCUGGUCAGAAGCUGCUGAUGAGUGGCUCUGCAACUGAAAUGGCUGUCUGAGCAAAUUCCUGCAAGAAAAACAUGCAGUGGAGACGACGCCACUGCUGUACACACACAGCUAAACUUCUCUAUCUCUUGUCACUGUUGGGUGUACUGGUAUUUCUAGUCCACCAGGUGUGGUUGCCUAGGCUCACAGGUAUGCCAUGGUGGAGAGGCCAUCCUGUGGUGUUUGGAGGUGUUGGACUUCAUGCUACCAAUCCCAAACUGAACUUGAAUUCUCAAAAUUCUAUGUGGAGGUUUGUCAUUGUUCCUCAGCCGACUUUCAAGGCUGAUGCUAACAUCAGCUCCCGUGAGAAGGAGGGUGUCUCCUCGCAUGAAGGAGCCACAAGUUUUGCGAACACAAGUCUAAGAGAAGAGCGAGACCUUAGUGGCACUUUAACUCUUGGGCCUUUCCCUUAUAUCAUCAAUGAACCACACAAAUGUGUAGACAACAGACCCACACCAUUUCUGGUGAUGCUGAUAGCCACUGAAGCUCGGAAGGUGGAGGCAAGGAAUGCCAUACGUCAGACAUGGGGGAAUGAGAGUGUUGCGCCGGCUCUGGGAUUCAUCAGGCUGUUCAUGCUUGGGAAAAAUGAGGGAGAGCUAGGAUUUUUACAACAAAGGAUGCUAGAAGCAGAGAGUCAAAGGCAUCAUGAUAUCAUUCAGCAGGACUUUCUGGAUUCAUACAAAAACCUGACCAUAAAGACAUUGAUGGGAAUGAACUGGGUGGCAAUGCACUGCCCACGUGCCAGCUACGUUAUGAAGACGGACAGCGACAUGUUCGUCAACACAGAGUACCUCAUUUAUAAGCUUCUCAGGCCAGAACUGAAGCCCAAGAUGAACUACUUCACAGGCAAUAACAUGAGAGGCUUUGCACCAAACCGAAAUAAAAACAGCAAGUGGUACAUGCCCCCAGAGCUGUAUCCAAACGAGAAGUAUCCCACCUUCUGCUCUGGGACUGGUUACGUCUUCUCUGGAGACUUGGCGAGGAAAAUCUACCACGCAUCUCUAAGUAUCCACCAGCUGCAUCUGGAGGAUGUGUAUGUGGGAAUAUGCCUGGCCAAGCUCCAGAUCGAGCCUACUCCACCACCCAAUGAGUUCCUAUUCAACCACUGGCGGGUGUCUUACUCCAGCUGCAAGUACAGCCAUCUGAUAACAUCACAUGGGUUUCAUCCCAAUGAACUACUCAAAUACUGGCAUCACCUGCAAAGCAACAAACAUAAUGCCUGCAUCAACACAUUUAAAGAGAGAGCGGGCAGGACGCACUCAAACAGAAUGAAUGGAAAGAAACAAGCUCAAUAAUUGAACUGUAAUACUCACAAGCUGUUUGUUAGAUACAGAUCUAUUUUUAUCUCAGCACAUUUUCUUUUUAUAUGAAGAGAUGAAUGCACAAUUUUUCCAUGUGAACUCAAUACAAAUUCUGCAUAAAUGUGUCUGCGCACAAAAAUACUUUUUUUUGCAACAAUGUAUGUUCUACUAUAUGACUAUGUCUUUUAUAUACGCAGAUACAAGUUCAAAACUAGAGUGGACAAGGUAUGGUGCCAAAAAAAAUAUUUCAACAUGUAUAUCAAAUAGUCAGGGAAGUCAUUUUAAAAAGAGGUUAGUUUCAGCAGCAAGAGACAGAUUGUUUCAGAUUGGACCAGACACUUUUUAGGCAACAAAUUAUUUAAGCAUGAAAGUAUUUUUUUUUGGUAAAUUACAUUUGAAAAAGUACAUUUGAGGACCUAAUGUAGCACAAAAGUUACCUUUAUUACUUGACUGAGGUCCUGUUGUGACAUGAUGGUAGAUGAGUACAUUCCUCUAAAGACAAUCUCUAAAAAUAAUAAAAAGAUGAAUCUUUCCUGUCUGUGGUUUAUGCUGAUUCUCUUUGAGAUGGUAAAAUAGAAUAAGACCAGCAGAAUUCCUUUUUUCAUAGACUGUUUAUAAUAUUUCAGAUUA
Messenger RNA from Xiphias gladius (swordfish), 2427 nucleotides. Its product is annotated as beta-1,3-galactosyltransferase 2-like. Gene Ontology annotation, molecular function: N-acetyl-beta-D-glucosaminide beta-(1,3)-galactosyltransferase activity. Gene Ontology annotation, cellular component: membrane. The coding region runs from base 532 to 1791 and encodes 419 amino acids. The transcript has 2 exons. The record is from RefSeq and is a predicted model, not a curated record. Lineage: Eukaryota; Metazoa; Chordata; Actinopteri; Istiophoriformes; Xiphiidae.